CAGAAUUAUCUAAAACUGACAGCGAAGAGUGACUAAUUUUUCAUUUGUUUUUGUUAAAAUUUAAUUAGAUUUUAGAGCAUUUGGUAUACUUUUCAAGAUGCCUACUCCAGAGAAGAACGUAAUGGGAAACCCAGAACAAAUUCAGGAGCAGCCAACACGAGAAAUAAGUCAAACAGAUCAUCUGAACAAGAAGCUUCUGACUUCGUUGUUCAACAGGAUGAAUGAUGGUGAAGACUCCAAUUUAAAUAAAAUGUUGGAGCCCGACAACAUUUCAGAAGACGACGACGAGUGGAAGGAGUAAUUUUAGCUGUAUUCUUGUAAAUAAUUUACCCAGUGUAUGUUUAUACAAAUAAAAUGCUUUAAUUGUACCAACCUUA
Messenger RNA from Ostrinia furnacalis (Asian corn borer), 377 nucleotides. RefSeq lists its product as uncharacterized. The record is from RefSeq and is a predicted model, not a curated record. The transcript has a single exon. Bases 98 to 301 code for a protein of 67 amino acids. NCBI's taxonomy places the organism in Eukaryota, Metazoa, Arthropoda, Insecta, Lepidoptera, Crambidae.